AAAAAAUACAUAAAAACACACACUAAAAAAACAAAACAAACAAAGCCUUAAAGUUUGAGAAAGGGGUAAAAAUAGUCGAAAAAACGGAGAAAAAAAAAUAAAAAUUGAUCGUUCGUAUUGGGAACCUUUCGGCCGGAUCCCAACAAAACUCCGAAAUACCAAAAGCAUGAUCGUCAAAGAGUGGAUUGAACUCAUCAAUAGUCCACGCCCUUUCCCUCCUAAUCUCCACAACCACCCCCCAAAAAUCCUCCUCCCAUGGCUGCCACCGCUACCGCCGCCGCCGCCGCCAUCUCAUUCCUGUCCUCCCGCCACAAUGUGGCUCCCUCUUCCGCCACUUGCCUCUUCCUCCGUCCCUCGAAUUCAACUAAUUCACGUAAUUUCCCCUCGUUUUCCAUCAAAUCUUUCUCUGCACCAACCCCAUCGCCGCCCUUGACCCAAGAUGAACUCAAGAAGAUCGCAGCUGACAAAGCCGUCGAGUACGUCAAGAGCGGCAUGGUCCUCGGCCUCGGCACCGGCUCCACCGCCGCCUUCGUCGUUGCCAAGCUCGGUGCCCUCCUCGCCAGCGGCGAAUUGACCAACAUCGUCGGCGUCCCGACUUCGAAGCGUACGGAAGAACAAGCUGCGUCUCUUAACAUUCCGCUUGCCACUUUGGACACUCACCCCCGCCUUGACCUCGCAAUUGACGGCGCCGACGAGGUUGACCCGAACCUCGACCUUGUCAAGGGCCGCGGUGGUGCUCUCUUGAGGGAGAAAAUGGUGGAGGCCGCAUCGGAUAAGUUCGUGGUGGUCGUCGACGACUCCAAGCUGGUCACCGGUCUGGGUGGGUCAGGCUUGGCAAUGCCUGUUGAAGUGGUACAGUUUUGCUGGAAAUAUAAUCUGAUUAGGCUUCAAGAACUGUUCAAGGAUGAAGGGUGCGAAGCGAAAUUGAGAUUGGAUGGGGAUGGGAAGCCUUAUGUGACGGAUAAUUCCAAUUAUAUUGUGGAUUUGUACUUUAAGAAUCCCAUUAAGGAUUCAGCAGCUGCUGGGAAGGAAAUUUCGUCAUUUGAAGGUGUAGUUGAACAUGGUUUGUUUUUGGAUAUGACUACGGCAGUGAUUAUUGCCGGAAAGAAUGGAGUGGAUGUGAAGAGCAAGUGAUGUUUCCGGAGGUGAAUUUCGAGUUAUUCUCUGUAUUCAUGAUUUGUAUAACCUCUAUUUUUUUGUGGAUUUUUUCGGAUAUGAUUUUUGGAUCAUUUUGUUUGUACCAACUCCUGUUUUUAGUUAAAUGAAAAUAAAAAUGUGCAUUUCUCUUAUAUUUCCCUACCCGAAAGAAUGAAUGGAUUAAUUUUUAUUGAAACUCUGUCUUUGUUUUAGCAUAUGGGAACAGAAGUUGGAAAAAUGCAAAUGGAGUUGUGUUAUGAAUUCCAAAAUGCUUGGUUCACUGUAAGACUCUGUUCCUGAGCAAUUGAAUAAAUUUAUUGUUAUUCCCUCUGUCCUUAAGUAAGAGGUCUGUUUAUCACACUGAAAUAGGAUGAAGGUUACUCUUCUUUUGGGAUGGCGGGAUGGUCGACUGUAGUUCUUACUGCAGUUGGUGAUAGCAGAAGUUUGGUGAUGCCUUUGAUCCUUGCCAAACCUUCUUCAAGUAAUCAUCAAUGUUGAUGUGAGUUGAAAAGUUUUCUUGUUGAAAAAAUCUCAGGUCGAAAUCAUUCUAGAACAAGUUCAACACACAAACGUUAGCUGCAAGAUCCAAAACACAAAUAUGUACAAUAGGUAAUAGAAGCCCAGAUUGAACGCACUUUCUCAAAAAGGUUCCAAAAGCCAUCCUUGGAGAAACAUCCAAAUAUCAUUUUCCUAAGCUGAAGGGUCUUGUACUUGAUGGUUGUGAUUCGCUUGUUGCUGUUCCAUAAACUUUAGCGUAAAUUCCUUAGCCUUCUGUCUGUGACCCUUACCCUUAAUCUCGGAUGGUAUCCUUUGGAUGGAUAAUUCCUUUCUUGAAGCUAGAACAAGCCAAAAAUGGCAACGAGAGCAUCAACUUUAAACUAUGUUUAUACUCCCAAGGAUUGAAGUUUUCAACUAAUCCAGGAAUGUUGUGCUCUUUGGCAGUUAAGUGAAGCAGUCUCUUGCAUCACUUCUGCAUGUACCUCUAUGCUUCGAAUUGUAAUUACCAGAAAUACCUGAAUGAACUUCUUCUUUUAGGUUUUUUAAUUUUUGUUGCUGCUUUUAGAUGCCAAUAUGGACGAACCAUCUUUUUGCAGAAGAAUUGAGAAGCUCUAUUGAAUCAUGAAAAUAAUGAGGCGCCAAAUCUUGAAAAUUGUUAUAGUUGUUUUUAUCUUGUUCGUGUGUAUCUUUCAUUUCCCUUUUCUGCAGUUUUUGUUAUGUAGUACAAUGAAUCUUGGCUUUGAAUUAGCACUUUAGCCUUUUAAAUUCUUUCUAUAAAUUGAUCCCAAUUUGGUGUCCCUUUCUGCUUCCCAAUCCAAUAGACAUUCUAGUUCUCUAUUUCAUAUCAUAUCUCAUAUGAUAAUUAUAUAGUACCUUAAUUUCCAAGAAAUUAUGGUUAUCGUAAUUCCAGUUGCUUUGUAGCAAGUUGAUUUUAGAUUUUCUGAUAGAGUUAGAACACAGUUAUCUUCACUGCCAUAUGAUCACUCACUGGUGCAGAAAAGCCACAAAAAAGUUGAAAGCCUCAGAGUCAACUCCAUUUUCUGAAAUGGUUGAGAUGGUUAAUCCUGAUUUGGGAAAACAGUGGACUGGUUGAAUGUAAAUAUAAGUUAUUUGGAGACACUAGUAGAUGAUUGGUAUGCUGCUGUACCACGUCAGAAACAAGUUCUCAUACAGACUGAUAAAGUCUUGAAAGUUUUAGUUCAUUUCUGGAGAAUCUAGUGCAAUUUCGCUGUUUGGAAUGGUUCUGUGUAGAAUAAGAUAUGGGUGCGUAGAUGAGAUUCUCGAAAAGUCUCUUCUUUGACGUAGAUAUAUAUGAUGAACCUGGAGAAAAUUUCUUUAUCCAUACUGAACUUUAUCCAUAAUGAAGAUGCUGCUAUCGAUGCUGUGUAAAUCCAUGCUAAGUUUAUACUUGAAAGCUAAGGUUCUCUCUCUGUCCCAUAUGCAGCAAAUCUGUGCUAAGUGUAUUCUCUCUCUGUCCCAUGACAUACACGGCCUGAUGUCAGGUUUCAAGAUUUCUUAGAAAUAAGAAAGUGUAUUCUAGCAGAUAUUCAGGAGCAAAUUCACUAUUAUCAAUGUUUAAUUUGCCAAGGACUAAUCAAUCAGGCUUUUGUAGAUCAUUUAUCUAAAACUGAAGGACUAACAACAUUCCAAUCUGAACCAACUUUUAAGAGUCACUGCACAAACUCUUGAGGGAGGACUUGCCCAAGAUCCAUGUUGGAGACAUUGAAGAGCUGCCUCUUGGACAGGGGAAAUCCAAGCUCCCUGGGAUCAUAUUUUGGUGGCGGCUAAUUAGGUAGGAUAUCUUCAUCAACCACCUACCACCUUGUUUUUUGGUGAUCUUCCAUACUGUCUUUCAGUAUCAUUUAAUUCCAUUAUGAGAGAUGUUUGGCAAUAUGAAACUGAAAUUUGACAACAGAAGGCCAUAAAUCAAGCUCGAAGACAAGAAACAAAGUAAUUACAGCUCAGUCUUGAGACAUAACACAAAGCUCGCUCGCUAAUGCGGUAGGCUUCCAUGGUAAGGAAAAAUCAAUUAUAGUCAGCAGCAAAGCAAUUGAAGCCUGGAUUAGGAAAGACCACUUUGGCUGCGAAAGUCAGUAUCAUUGUGUUUUUCAGUUUGCGCAUGGACUACUGUGUCACAUCAGUAGUUGAAAAGAUAGUGUUCCCCAUUUUAACUCAAAUUAAUCCUGUCAAAUUUUCUAAUAUCAAUGAAACUGUUUCUGCACACGGUGUCCCAGAAAAGUUAUGGAAGAGUUUGUAAGUUUGAACUUAUGUCAUCGUGUUGGAUGAUGUAUGGGAUCCUGAAUCAUGAAACAGUUUGAAAGAAGCAUUCCCUGAUGAUGAUAAGGAAAGUAGAAUCGUGCUAGACCACUCAAUGAGGAAGAAAUUAUUUGAUGGGAAUGGCCGGGUGCUGCAUUAGAUGAUAUCAAAAUGCAAAUCGCCAAAUAGGGAUUACCUUUGAGAUUUGUCAGUAUAGCCGGACUCCUAGUAACCAAACAACCAGAGGGUUGGAAGAAGAUUCUUGAUGGUCUAAGCUCAGGCAACAUAUCAAAUUCAGAUCCAUCGAGGAACAGCGGCAAGCUCAGUUACAAACAUUUACCAGCGCAUUUACGGCCAUGCCUACAUUAAUUUUCAACUUUUCCAGAGUGCAUCAAGAGGCCAUUUCAUUUAUUGAUGGCUCGAGUCUUUUUCAGAGUUGAGAUGAAGUGCGUAGAAAUGUUCUCAGCAUUACCUACCUGGAAGAUUUAACUGGUAGAAGCUUAAUUAUAGCAACGGAACAAAGAUGGGAUGGUUGAGCAAGAGUAUUUUUUUUGUAAUCAUGACUUACUUCACGGUUCUGCUCUCAAGAAGCAAAAGAUGAAUGUUUUCAAAUAGUUUCUGGAGUCUGCAGAAACUGAAGCUUCUUAACAUAAGGAGAUCAUCUUGUGUUCUGCCAUGGAAAAUCUUGACAGACAGCUCAUCUGAUCUGUGAGUUGAACAGAGUUUCUUCGGGUCAAGUUUAGUCCUUAUCAGUUAUCAGGGCAACAUAGAUGGAUCAUGAAAUGAAACAAGCAAAUCAUGAAAAGGUUCCGAACAUCUGUAAGUUGAAACGCACACUUACGUUCCUUUAUAGCAGAUCUGAUCAAGAUUUUGGCUCCUGAAUGUUUGCAUCAAUCAAAUCAAUUUAUUUAUUGAAGGAUUAUAUGGACCCCAGGUUUACAAUGCAUGGAUUUCAGUUCGCCAGCAAAUCUGAAGAAAUCGACAUUGUUAUGCUUUAAUUUCUGCGAAAGGAGUCUUUUAACUAUUGGAAAACUGCAACACCAGGAUGGCCUCUGUCUAAUCAGCAUGUACAUUGAAGGGAAGAAAUGGAGAAGGAAGAGAGUAUUCUAUUCCUGAUUUGCCAGACUCGAGGCUUCUCCCCUGGGGUGGUGCUGAGGAAUGAGGAUCAAUUUAAUUGUCUUGAAAAGCUGGUAGUGGAUAGAUAUCAUAUGUCGGAAAAUAUUUCUUCCCCUCUAGAAUAGAGUACUGACACUUCAAAUGAUUGAGUUCUCCUAUUCUUCGGAUGCAGAAACAGUGAAACGGAUUAAGUACAGAAUGAUUCUGAAAAUCAUUGUUCAACCAUAUGAUGAUGUUUCUGCAUCUUUCUUCGCUGGAUUUGGAAGAAAUGAUUGAAAACAGCAGUUCAAAACCGCUGCUAAUCUUCUCUAUAAUAAACG
Molecule: messenger RNA, 5327 nt
Organism: Oldenlandia corymbosa var. corymbosa
Lineage: Eukaryota; Viridiplantae; Streptophyta; Magnoliopsida; Gentianales; Rubiaceae
Source: the annotation of a GenBank genome assembly